This is a messenger RNA of Gopherus flavomarginatus (Mexican gopher tortoise), 8652 nucleotides long. RefSeq names its product glutamate rich 3 (gene ERICH3). The record is from RefSeq and is a predicted model, not a curated record. NCBI's taxonomy places the organism in Eukaryota, Metazoa, Chordata, Testudines, Testudinidae.
CCCUAGCAACCGGAGGGGAUGUCUUGGUACGGGCAGCUAGGGGCAGAGAGGAGGCUCGGCAAGCUGAGGCCAGAGGGGUAUUGGCUGGGCUGGGGUAUUUGUGUUAGGUAGGUGUAAGGCUCAGCUGACUGAACUCUCUAGCGUGAGCUGUGACAGCUGCCUUCUCCAAAGCACCCAGCCAUUAGCGCAGCAAUCUGCAGCUCACUUUGCAUUUCCUGCACGAUCAAAAAGGCAUCCUGCAAAAAUGAGUCACCCUCACCCUGGGUCACUCGCAACCUACAACAGCCUUACAGACAGACACUUGGCUGGAUACUUCAGCAAUACAAGGAUAAGACGACAUCUUCAGCGAUCAGGGCUGAUCUCAAGAAGUGGAAGAAUAAUAUCUGAGAAGGAGUAUCGGCUAAAUGCUAUGAGGAGGGAUCACCAAAGAUAUGUACGGGAAUGCCUAGCUCAGGCCAUAUUUCACAAAGUCCUUGAUAUGGAGCGUCAUCAUCAGCUAGAAAUAAAAAGAAAACUGGAAAAUGUUGUGAGGAAGGAGCGGGUUCAGAGAAUCAAGGUGGGACGAUCAAGAAGAUCAGUGGAAGAUAUUAAUCCUCUGCUCUCUCCACAUCCACCUGCUGGUGCAAGAAAUCACUAUGGGCGCCAUGCUUUAGUUGAUGGAGAGCAAUCCGGCCCCUCGCUAUCAUCUUCCUCUCCUCGGCCAAACACAGCACCAGGAAAUAUGCAACGCCCCGUCCGACUACAGCCACUUCCUGGAUAUCCUACAGCAGGAUCCACACUCAGGACUUCUUCCAGAUCCAAACAAAAGCUCUUGGAACUUGAACACGAUCAUCAGUUUCCCAAUGGGGGAGAGAAAAGCAUGAUGAGGCUUAUGAACUCAGUGGAUUAUUCACCUGGAUUAUCCCCAUAUCAACUUCCCAUCAUUAACAAUUACGUGAUACCAGUGCCGCCUCCACCCCAAAAAGGAGAUAAGAACGUAAAGGGAGUUAGGCAUGGGACUUCCAGGGGCAGGCGCUUUCGCCCGACCACUGCACCAAAUGGCUUCGAGCAGCUGUUAACAAAGGACUCGGGAAAAUUCCAUAAGCCCUCAUUACACAGCAAUGCAUCUGUUACAAUGAUCUACUUAGGAAAAAGUGUGCACUUGUCUCAUGAUGACACUGAUUACAGAGAUGAAAUCAAAGUCUAUCAGCAACAUUGUGGAGGAGAAAACCUUUGUGUCUACAAAGGCAAGCUACUGGAAGGAGAGACCUUUCACUUUACCUCAAAGCGGCACCAUGGUUUCCCCUUCAGUCUCACCUUUUUCCUCAAUGGGAUACAGAUGGACAGGCUGAGCUCCUGCUGCGAAUACAAGCAUCGGAAGGGUGUGAGAUUGGGAGGCAAGCAUGGAUACUUUGGCUUUGUGAAUGUGGAUAGAGCAUCUCCUUGCUAUAGGUGUAUUAUUGCAAUGGGCCUGGACAAAAAACCCUCUCCUCCAAAGAAAAAGAUGAAGGAAGACUAUGGAGAAAAGCAAGAGGAUUCCAUGAAGGAUGAAGAGAACAAUGAGCCAAGUGAGGGCAGCAUUGAGCAAGAGGUGACCAAACACUCGACAGUUGAAAUUUCAUCAGCUCACGGAGAGGGUCAGGAGCCUGCAGAGGACAGCGUGGAAAUUGGAGAGGAGGAAAGAGAAGAAGAAACACAAGAAGGACCCGAGGAUGAGUCUGAAGAUGACCAGGAAACUGCUAGUAAAGAUGAGUAUGGUGAAGAUUUUGAAGCAGAUGAAGAGAAAUCAGAUGAGAAAGUUAAUGAAGAAGGACAGGCCGAUGAUCAAAUGAAUGGAAUGUCAAAGUCACCCUCAGAUGAUGAAAAAGAUAAUUUAGACCAUGAAAAGGAGAGUAAAAGCUCAUCACAGAAGGUGCUGCAGGCCUCUGACAGCGAGAAAGAUGAAAGUGAUGGAUACUCAAAUAGUGACUCAGAGGAAGAUAAACAAGAUAGGAAGUCUGCAUCCUCUCUCUCAUCCAGCAGCACUCUAUAUAGCAGUGAAGACGACUCUGAAGCUGAAAAGAUGAAAGACCACGUUAAGGGCAAUGAAAAGGAAGACAUUGACGGGACAGCUACACGUGAGAAGUAUGGAAAUGAGACUUGGGAAAGCAAACCUGAGGAAAUUCAGGAAAUGGAUGCAGUGGAGGAGGAAGAAAUGGAUGAAGCAGAAGAGACAAAAGCAGAGGCUGUGAUGAGGGAAGAAGUUGAGGUUCUUCAUGGACAUAUGGAAAUACAUCAUCAAGGCACAGAUGAACUCAAUGGGGAACUCAGACAUGUAGGGUCAAUAGAAAAUAAUGCAAGGGAAGAGGGGGAGAAGGAUGGAAGCAACACAAGGGAAGAUGGGGAGGAGGUUGUUCUAGUGCAUUUGGAAGGCAGUACUAUGGAAGCAGAGGCUACAAACAAGGAUCCUCCUGAGGUUGAUGAAGGAGGUGAUUGCAAAUCAGUCCAAGAGAAAAUAGCAGAGGCAAUUGAAAAUGGUCAUCGUUUGAGUUCUGAACCUGAGCCCAGUGAUUCCAGUUCAGAUGAAGAAGAGGAGAACUUAACAAGUACAGCUCAUGAUAUAAAAGAAGAUGGAGCCUUCUUGGCAGAAGCAGCAACAGCAUGUGAAAAGCAGAAGGCAGCAGAGCAAGAGGUACAAGAGGGGCAGAUGGUGGAUGAGGAAAAAGCACUUGAGAAGCAGGAGGAGUUUGUAGCUGAGGAAGGAGCCACUGACACUGAAGAAGCAGGCAAUCCAACAGCUCUGGAGUUAGAUUUACUGGCUAAGAAAGAAGAAGCAGCUGUGAUGGGACAGACAGUGGAAAAUGUACUUACAGUAAAAGAAGAAGCAUCUGAGGAGAAGGCUAUAACGGAAGAAGAUCUGGAAGAGAGUAGGGUAGGAAAGGAAAUGGCAUUUCAGGGAGAGGAGGCAUCUGAGGGAAAUAUAGCUUUGGAGGAAAACGUAAAUGAAGGAGAGGAGGCAGUGGAAAAGGCAGCAUAUGAGGGAAAGGUGGUGAAGGAAGUACCACCUGAAGGAGAGGAGGUUGUUGAGGAGGUGCCUGAGGGAGAGCAGGCUGUGGAGGAAGCAGAAUCUGAGGCAGAGGAGGCUGUGGGGAUGGCAAGAGGUGUGGGAAAAGAAGAUGUGGGGGAGGCCGCAUCUGAGGCAGAGGAGACUGUGGAGGAGGCAGCAUCUGAGGCAGAGGAGGUUGUGGAGAAUUCAGUUGCAGAGGCAGAGAAGGCUAUGGAGAAGGCAGACUCUAGAGGAAACGAAGUUGCAGAGGGGAUAGAAUUGGAGGGAGAGGAAGUUGUGCAGGAGGCAGCUUCUGAGGGAUGGGAGACUAUGGGAGAGACAGAAUUUGUUCUGGAGGAGUCAGUAGAAUCAGUGAAGGUUCCCAUACUGGGAGCAGCAACUGAAAUGGAGGAAUCAGUAGAAUCAAGAAAGGUUCCCGUCGGUGAUGCAGUGUCUGAAGUGGAGGAGGCAGCAGCAGCAAAAACAUCGGAGGAGGAGGAGGAUGUAAUGGAAACAACCCCAGAGGAGGGAGAGACAAGAAAUGAGGCCUCAGAAGUAGAGAAAUCACCACCUUUGAUGGAAGAAACCUCAUUGGACAGGGAAAUAAAAAGGGACACUGCAAUAGAGGAAGGAGCACACAAAGAUGGGGGGAGCAUAGUGGAAGCAUCUGAAGAGGAAGCAGCAGCAGAAGAUCCAGAAUCUGAAGAGGAGGUAGUAGAAGAAGGAACAGACAUAGGGGAGUCAGUGCCUGAGGAAAUACCAUAUAUGGGAGAAGAACCGGUGAAGGCUAGUGAGGAGAAAGUGACAGAGGAAUCAGAAGAAAAGGCGGUGUCCCAAAUAGCAGUUCCUGAAAAGAAGUUGGUAAUAUUAAAAAAGGUACCUAUUGCUGAAGAGGCAGUAGAUAAAUCCACAAUAAAUGUAGAGGAGGUGGCUGAGGGAGCAGCAGUGGAGGGUGUGGUGGUAACUGAGGGGAUGGCAAUGGAGGAACUGGAGGUGGCUGAGGAAUCAGCAGAGAGAGAGGGAGAAGGAAUGUCAGAAAUAGAAUCUGAGGAGGCAAUGUCAGUGGACACAGGAGGCAAUGGGACAGUAAUGGGUAAAGAAACACCACCACGAAAGGAGGAGAUAGUAGAGAAAUCAGAAGUUGGUGAGAAAGAAAAUGCAGAAGUAUUAUCAGACUGGGAGGUGCAGACAGAGGACGGAGGACAUGAGGAGGGCAUGGAAGAGGAGAAGGCAGGAUCGGAAGAGCAGAAGGUGAUGACAGAGGGGAUAAUACCCGAAGAAGAUAUGAGAUCAGAGAGAACAUUGCCUGAGGUGGAGAAACUGAUGACACCAUCAUCUCUGAGGGAUGAAAUGGAAGCUGUGGACGCAGCACCUGAGGUAGAAGGCGUGACACAGGAAAUGGCAUAUCACCUGGAUGUAGUGGAGAAGGAAGCAGUCCUUGUGGAAGAGAUAAUGGCAAAAUUGAGACACGCAGGUGGGAAUGACAGAACAGAGAAGCAAGAGAUGGAGACAGUGGAGGAGAAAAUCACACUGAAACAAUUAGACACAAAUGAAAAAAUAAAAACAGGAAAGACAGAGACUUUGGCUGAAUAUCCACAAGGGAUUCAUGACUGUACGGAUCUGCUUGAAGUCCAGCACAAGGAAGAAAGCCUUGCACAUAAAACAGACACUAUAGAAACGUCCGUUACAGAAGAGAGAAACUAAGGGGCUCUGUGGCACAUGGUGAGUAUCUGUAUGAGCCAGAUUGCUACCUGAAAGAGGAAUUGAUUUUACUUUUAUUACAUUCCUUUGUAAGGUUUCCAAAGCUGCAGUACCUAGGCUAGUGCUACCAAAGCAUCAGCUCUACUGGAUGGUGAAAUGGAGGAGCUAGAAAACCAUGAUUUUCUUCAACCAUUUAUUAUAUUCUUCAUUUUCGCUUCAAUGGUUUCCUGAGGGUUUUUAUUGCAAAGUCAAAAGUGACUUUGAGUUGCAUCAUGAACAUUCACAGCUCUAUUUAAUGUCUGUGUCUCAUACCUUCAUUCACACUGAGUGGUACUGUCAUCCAUGGAUAGUGCCAUUGGUUACACUGAGACUGUGUAUAGGAAAAAAAUGUACUUAUGGCUGACAAGGCAAUAGAUAAAGUCACAAUGAAUGUAGAGGAGAUGGCUGAGGUAGCAGCAAUGGAGGUAGUGGCAGUGACUGAGGCGGUGGCCAUGGCCGAGUGGUGGUGGUUGAGGGAGUGACAACGGAGGAAGUGAGUAAAUGAGCAAGAGUGGUAGCCUCUGGCCAUAACACUUCAAAUGAUUUUGAUAUUAUGGAGCUAUAGCAAUAAUCAGCCCCGUGUUUCUGCUUGCAAUCUAUCUCUAUGAACGUGUAUGGCUCAUAUUACACUAGUAGCUAAGCACCUCACAAUCUUCAAUAUACCUUUUUACCAUACAACUUAUACUUUGCUUGAUGUUUCCCAGAAUAAUCUAAAGCUGGACAUAAUUAUUUUGCCUUAGAUACAAUCCCUGGAUGGGGGAGAAAGACACAUCUGAGCAUCCUCUGCAGUUCCUUCAAUGAUCUUAUUUUAGUAACAUUUUUUUACAAAUCACUGUAGAUUUGUGUGGGUUGGGACAUUCCCUCCUCCUCUUCAUUUGACUUGAUGAGUAGCAUAACCAUCUGUUUGUUUACUAGACCAGCUCCAGAAUGUGCAACAGAUAACUGAACUAAGCUUACAGAGCUAGUAUGGGAAAUCACACUCUUUUAUCAUUAUGACUACAAUAAUAAUAAGGAACUUUCCACAGCUGUCAUGAAUUUCUUUUCGAACUACAGAGAAUUCUUACAUUGGUUAAACUGAAAUUCCCCAGCCCCCAAAGAACUCAGUGGGUUUGUGAUGACUAGCUUGAAGGGAGGAGGAGGUUUGCUGGCACUUUAUGUAUAAUAAUAGAAAGUGCAGUGUACGUAUGUAUAUAAAAUUGUAUGUAUGUGAUUGUAUCCUCCGCCCACACACAUCUUUUGUGUGUCAAUUGCAUUUGUAGAUUGUAAACUCUUUAAUACAGUGGCUAUGUCCUCAUGUAUGUAUAUGUGGUUUCCCAGGACAAUAAGGUCUGGAUUCUGAUUGGAGCAUCAAGGUGGUAUUGUAAUGUAAAUAGUAGCAAUAACAAUAAGAAGCCCAAUUCUGAUCUCACACAUCGAUGCCACUGGGAACUGUGCUAUCUAAUGGAGGAAAGAAUUGGGGGCUGUAAGGGUAAUUCCUUCCCUCUGUUGCAUGCAUCCAUUAGUGGAGAAAAUGGUCAGAGAGAGGAUUUCCCCCCCCCCCUUCUACAUCCAGAGGAGCAGGUCAGAAUUGGACUUCAGAGAGCAUUAGAUAGGGGGAGGAGUCAACAUGUGAGUGCACCUUGGCUGCAGCUCUAAUGAAAUCUAGUCAGGCCCCAGAUCCUCACCUGUGCACAUGCUGGGGUACAGAACAUACAGUAGGUGGGCAUGCAUACUGCCUUGCUGCUACUGCUUAAAGGCAUAAAGAAUGGCCCACCAGGCAGGCUCCUGCUGCUCUAUGCCCACGCUAAGCCAGCCUCUGCAUCUGGGCCCCAUCUGUGUUUGACUGCUGCGGAAGUGGUACAUAAAUCUGACUCUGUUUCACUGGCAUUUCCAGCCAAGUUUGAUUUGCUUCCCAUGACCAUUCACAGAAGCAGAUUUUGAUUUGGAAGAAAGUUCCUGGAAAGAGAGUUGUGCGUGCUUGAAUGUCCAUACACUUGAGCAUUCACUCGGGGAGGGGCGGUUUGGCUAUCUUUAAAGCUAUCAGUGGGUUUGGAAGUGGUCAGGAAGCAGGACCUGCACCACAUGACCUACGUGACCAGUCACUUAGCAUGAAUAGCAAAUAACAUGAAGCAGUAGGUAUGUUAAACAGCCUGCAAGCAAAUCAAGGGCUGAAAUAUUUUCCCAAACCAUUCACCCAAUGGCUGAAUGUCAGAGAAAUGGGUACCAACAGGUAAGUCAGACACAGCAAAGGUGUCAUUGGCACUGAAGAGAUGAAUAGCUGGGAAUACGUUGCUCAGCUCUACUCAGCACCCCUGGCACCAGUCUACUUUGCCCAUCUCUGGGGCUCCAAAGAGUAAGGCCAAGAUUUUUUUUUUCCCCAGCAUGUAGUAGUGUGUGUGGAGUGAAUGCCAUGUAUUGUUUUAUGAGGCUUACUGAACAGCACCAACCUAUUUGAAAUGUAGCUCCCAAUAUUUGUUUUAGUCACCUGAAGGCCUCCUCCCCUCCCCCCCAUCUGCUCUUAGAUGCCAUUUAGUAACAGUUAGUAAGAACUUGAUUGUGUCUUGUCAAUGGCCUGGCUCUGAGGAACAGUGCAGAGCUGCCCUAGCCAGAGGGAGCUCUGGGACCACCCAAGUAUGCCCAGGAUGUACACCUGCUCAAAUUCCCUUUCUAGACUGGGGCUUGAAUGUCCAUACACCUCUGUGUGGCUGGCCAGUUCUAUGGAGUGAGGUGGCAGUGAAGGUGGAACCAUGACCCAGCCCACGCUGGCCCCCUUGAGAGUGCUUUGCAUUCCCAUGGAUACAGGGACAGAGCAGUCCCUACACUCCCCUAGGUAAAGCAGCUGGAAUUCUGCCUGGUCUUUACACAGGCCCAGCUAAGUUCUAUGCUAAGUUCUAUGAUGGUUUGUCCAGUGGCCUGGCAUUUCCAGACGCUUCACUUCAACAUAAAAAGAUACAUAAACUGCAAUCAGGGCUCUGAACAAAAUAACUGAUAUUAAAUAUCCCUACUAGAUUAGGACAGAAAAAAAUAAAGCAAUCAAACCCCUACAGUAAACCCAACAGCCAGCAGAUUCCUUCAGAGUGAAAAUUGAAAACAAGCACCAUAAUUUCCAUGUCCGUUAUACAAGUGAAUACAAACUUUGGAUUCAAAACAACACAGGUUUAGGUAUAAACAGCGGGCCCAAUCCUCCUUUCACUUACCUUGCAGUCAACCAGUAAUAACCCGAUGGGUGUUAUACUGGCAUAACACUGGUGGAAGUGAGAGAACACCACUUGGCAACAACUGAUCUUUCUGAUUUACAUAAUAUUAAUCAGGCCACUCCUUUUUCAAAGCCUUACCUUCAAAGGCAUCCCACAUUGGUGGCAGCUUUACCAGUGAGCCAGGCUACACAUAGCAUCUUUAAGAACCUAUGUGUGGCAUGCGUUCACAAUUCGGCAUUGCUAGUGAGUGCUGAGAAAUGCUCUCUCUAUGGCUUCCCACAUGCUGGGCAUGCUACAAGUUUUAUUUUCCAUCUUAGGCAAUGGAAUAAAAUCAAAUGGCUUUGCAAUGCUUCAUUACACUGAAUUAUUUUGGGAUUCCACAUGUGGUAAUGAAUGUAAACAUGGUCAAAUACCUUGUGAUGGUUUUAAGAGAGAGUUGGAUUUGUGUUUCUGGGCCAGAGUCCCUAAUAUGCACUUUGAGAAAGAAAAGUACCCAAGAUAAAUAAGCUAAAUGCAUUUAUUGUAGUAAAAAAGGAAUUUAGUGUGAUUAAACAAGAAUAAUGCCAGAUUUUAUUUGUCAGUAAUUUAAAUUGAGGCACUGUGUCCAGUGAAUCUGUGCUGUAUAAUUUAAAUCCUUAUUCUCGUGCAAUUUGUGCAAUACUUUGCUUUGAAAGCAUGUACUUGAGUUGCGACCCUCUUGGUCUCUUUUUAAUCCAAGGAAUGUCCAUAAAA